AUUCAUGAAGUCGUGCAGGCAUCCAGAAAUAAAAGGUUUAUGUUUUCAAACCGUCGAAUGGCUAACGAUUACGCUGCUUCAGUGGUUCUGGGGCACGCAAACGUGAAUAAAUCAUACAAGCUUUCCAUGGAUUCUACGUAUGGGUACGCUUCCCUAAGUGGGACCUUUGAAAAGCAAAAUCCUAUACCAAAAAUUCGGAGAGUAAUCGCUCAAAGAGCUCUUGUUAUACCAGUUGAUGAGUACAAUACAUCUCAAAAAUGCUGUCACAGUCUUCAACAAACAAGAAACAUAAAUUAUUCCGAGAUUUCGUACAUGCAACAACCGAGACUUCAAUGCAAACUUACGUGCCUAAAUCAUCUGAAAUGUUUUGACGAUGAAGACAACAUUUUAUGGAACACCGCGGAUUGUUAUCAGCCAGAAGAAGAUAAAAAAUCUUGCGCUUAUUCCAUGGUGACUGAUAGAGAAACUUUGGUUAUAUUUAUUAUAGGAUCCUUCCAAAAUGUUUACCCUCUGAAAUUGUUUCAACAUUGCCAACAAGAAGGUUCGCCCUGUGUAAGUCGUUUUAUAUGCAACAGAGACGUAAACGCUUCCUGCAAUAUCAAAACGCUGUUGACGAGAUACAUAAGAUCUGGUUUUGCUUUAGAUUCCAGGUAUCCACAGUUGACAAGAACAAGACAAGAAGGCCAUUAAACAUAAUUACUUAACUAGGCACUAUUCCAUAUACAUACACAUAUACUUACAAUAUAUACUCCACUCAAAUAAAUUUGUGAACUUAUCAAUAAAUACAUAUUAUACUGCAUUUAUUAUCCAAUAAUAAUAAAACCAUUGUAUCGACAUAAGGUAUAGCAU
Messenger RNA from Mucor mucedo, 849 nucleotides. RefSeq lists its product as uncharacterized. The annotation marks the transcript as partial. The transcript is spliced from 5 exons. NCBI's taxonomy places the organism in Eukaryota, Fungi, Mucoromycota, Mucoromycetes, Mucorales, Mucoraceae. The record is from RefSeq and is a predicted model, not a curated record.